Porites evermanni is the source of this 957-nucleotide messenger RNA. NCBI's taxonomy places the organism in Eukaryota, Metazoa, Cnidaria, Anthozoa, Scleractinia, Poritidae. The record is from the annotation of a GenBank genome assembly.
AUGGUUUCUAAAAUCAGCGAAUUCAAUAUUCUUCUGAACGACCUCAGUAGCGAAUUAGAUCAAGCGAAUCUACGAAGUUUAAUGCACGUUUGCAGAGAGCUUAUCCCUGGCGGACAGCGCGAGACGAUCUGCUCUGGAUUGGAUGUGUUUAGCAUUUUACUACACCGUAAUGUGAUCGGAGAAGACCCCCCUAAGAUGGCCUUCUUGCUCGGAAUUAUCAAAGAACUACGACCCAGGAGGAGAGAUUUGGUUAGCAUGGUUAAGAGGCAUAUUAAACAAAAUUAUGAAGCGCCAGAGGAGAUAUUGGAUGACGUGGAUUCUAGUUCAGAUGGUUAUGCCAUUUCGCGAUCUCCAACGCCUGUCGUUAUGGAUCAUAACGAAUGCUGUGCUGCGCGCUGUUGUUGUUUGAACUGUGUUUGCAUUCCCUGUUGCAGUGCCUUUUCGUGCUGUCUGCUCUUGACAGUUUCCUUCAUUUUUUUGGUCGUUAUGGCCUCAGUAUUCUGGUACACGCGACAUUUUCCUAGUGUCUACAAUUAUCUGCAUUCUAAGGAUGAUUUGAAAGACGCAGGCCCAGUGGUCAUUGGCAUUCUAGCAUUUUUUACCAUUUGUUCCGUUUUAUCUGUGAUCUACACAAGUGUAAAGAAAGGGAGAAAUAACAUAUCUUAUUCAAAACUCUCAAGCAUAAACGAUGCCAGAAGUACUGAGGUAGUCCCUGGUAGCCGUUACCCAGGUUCGGAUUCAACCCGAACAAGCUAUUCCGGAUACGUAAAGAAGAUUGAUCGCCCCAGCCGAAGACGGGACUAUUCUUGUAGUUCCGGCGGCAUUACACGAUCCAAUUCAUAUGGGACUCCACCACCACUUACCUACGCUAACGACGCCCCCUAUAGUGGCUCGCAGCAGGAUGUUUCCUCUACAGAAAUCAAAGUGGAAGAAGGAGGAAAGGAAGGAGAAAACUGA